Messenger RNA from Rotaria sp. Silwood2, 474 nucleotides. NCBI's taxonomy places the organism in Eukaryota, Metazoa, Rotifera, Eurotatoria, Philodinida, Philodinidae. The record is from the annotation of a GenBank genome assembly.
AUGGCAUGUGUAGGUCAAUGUUGUGCAAAUUUCUGUAAAGAAUUCAAAGCAUUUGCUCUUCGUGGAAAUGUACUAGAUUUAGCAAUUGGUAUUAUUAUUGGUACAGCAUUUACAAAUGUAGUUCAAUCACUUGUCGAUGAUAUAAUUACACCUCCAUUAGGUCUUAUUUUGGGCGGUGUUGAUUUUGUUAAUUUAACAAUUAAUAUGAAAAAUUUUGUUUACGAAGACCAACCACCUGUUGUUAUUCGCUAUGGUAAAUUUAUUCAAACAAUUAUUUCUUUAUGCAUUGUGGCAUUGGUACUUUUUUUUGUUAUUCAAGGAAUCAAUAAAUUACAUAAGAUAGCUCGUAGAAAUAAAGCAACAACUGAAGAUGAUCUUGACAAUGAAGUCGAUGAAGAAGUUAAAGUCUUACGUGAAAUUCGAGAUUUAUUAGCACGACAAUCAUCUAUAAAUUUUUCAUCAAAGGAAUUAUAA